Messenger RNA from Girardinichthys multiradiatus, 2739 nucleotides. RefSeq names its product cytochrome P450 27C1 (gene cyp27c1). Gene Ontology annotation, cellular component: mitochondrial inner membrane. NCBI's taxonomy places the organism in Eukaryota, Metazoa, Chordata, Actinopteri, Cyprinodontiformes, Goodeidae. The record is from RefSeq and is a predicted model, not a curated record. Gene Ontology annotation, molecular function: oxidoreductase activity, acting on paired donors, with incorporation or reduction of molecular oxygen; monooxygenase activity; iron ion binding. The transcript is spliced from 9 exons. Gene Ontology annotation, biological process: C21-steroid hormone biosynthetic process; cortisol metabolic process; glucocorticoid biosynthetic process. Bases 117 to 1742 code for a protein of 541 amino acids.
UUAAAAGCCUUCCACAAUACAAUUCAGACUGCAUUUUACCCAUGCCAGGAAAAUUGUUCACUUCUUCAAGAUUGCAAUUUUCCAUCGCUCUUUGAUCACUUGAAACACGUUCAACAAUGGCAGUGCUGAAUCGCUUUUCGGGAGCGUGCUGGAAGCGUGUCCCAGCCGGGCUGCUGAACGAGCAGCUGCUUCUCUUCACCCGCGCCUUACACAAGUCAGCAGCCAGCGAGGCUCUGGAGAUCUCCACAACCGGAGAUGAGGCCAUGUCCGGCAGGGUGAUCGCAACGGCGGAGCUCAGAGAGAAAAGUGAGAUCAAGACCCUGGAGGAGAUGCCCGGACCGAGCACCCUUUCGAACUUGAUUGAGUUUUUUUGGAGAGAUGGCUUCGGCAGAAUCCACGAGAUUCAGAUGGAGCACUGCAAGAAAUAUGGAAAAAUUUUCAAGUCUCGGUUUGGACCCCAGAUGGUGGUCUCCAUUGCCGAUCGUGAACUGGUGGCGGAGGUCCUGAGGGCUGAGGGCGUGGCCCCUCAAAGAGCCAACAUGGAAUCCUGGCAUGAAUAUAGAAACAUGAGGGGCCGUUCCACUGGCCUCAUCUCAGCUGAGGGAGAAGAUUGGCUUAAGAUGCGAAGUGUGCUCAGACAACUCAUCAUGCGUCCCCGUGACGUAGCAGUCUUCUCUGACGAUGUGAACAAGGUGGUGGAUGAUCUGAUCAAGAGAAUCUAUGGCCUUCAGGCUCAGCAGCCUGAUGGACUUACUGUCCUCAAUGUGAAUGACCUUUUCUUCAACUAUGCCAUGGAAGGUAUGGCCACUAUCUUGUAUGAGAGCAGACUGGGAUGCUUGGAAAACAACGUCCCCAAAGAAACCCAGGACUACAUCUCUGCCUUGCAUCUCAUGUUUAGUUCCUUCAAGACCACCAUGUAUGCUGGAGCAAUUCCUAAAUGGCUUCGCCCCAUUAUUCCCAAACCAUGGGAAGAGUUUUGUCUCUCCUGGGAUGGUCUGUUCAGAUUCAGCAUGAUUCAUGUUGAUAAAAGAUUCAAGGACAUGAAGGCCCAGGUGGAGCAGGGGGAGAAGGUGAAGGGGGGACUGCUCACACACAUGCUCACCACGAUGGAGCUGAGUUUAGAGGAGAUCUACGCAAAUGUAACGGAGAUGCUCCUGGCUGGGGUCGAUACGACAUCCUUCACCCUCUCCUGGGCCUGCUAUCUGCUGGCACGACACCCCCAUAUCCAGGAGCAAAUCUACGCAGAAGUCACACAGACUCUGGGACCUGGAACUGUCCUCACAGCUGAAGACGUCCCUCGCCUGCCUCUCAUCAGAGGGCUUGUUAAAGAGACUCUCAGGCUCUUUCCAGUUCUCCCAGGCAACGGCAGGAUUACCCAGGAUGACUUGGUGGUUGGUGGAUACUUCAUCCCCAAAGGGACCCAGCUCGCCCUCUGUCACUACUCUACAUCUCUGAAUGAGGAGAACUUUUCCAGUCCCUUAGAAUUCCAACCCGACCGCUGGGUACGGAAAGAUUCCUCAGAUCGUGUUGACAACUUUGGCUCGAUUCCCUUUGGUUACGGCAUCAGGAGCUGUAUUGGCAGGAGAAUUGCGGAGUUGGAGAUGCAUCUAGCUCUCACCAGGCUCAUUCAGAGGUUCUACAUUGGGGUGUCUCCUCUCACUACUGAUGUCAAGGCAAAAACCCAUGGCCUCCUUUGCCCUGCUGCCCCUAUCAACCUGCAGUUCAUUGAAAGGGAAAACUAGGUCCAGGCUCUUCUCCACAAUGUCUUUUUCCGAUGUUUAGCUCAGUGCUCAUCAUUAUUGGAGCACUUAAAUACACUGGUUUUAGAGUUUCUGCUCAGGCCAGGAAUUUGUCUUACAUGUUUGUCAUGACACACAAAUACUGUGCAAGAUUGUUUUUUGAAUGUAUCACAAUGGAGAAAACCACUGCAGCUCUUCUUUCUUUUUUGACUGUAACUCCUUUUAUCCAUCCUGUUCAACAUGAUGUAAGUUGGAAAAAAUAAAUUUUGUCAGUACUGUAACUUCUUAUAUUAAUGUUUCUUGGUGUUUAUGUGUGCACAAACUAUAUUGUAUACUGUUUUCACAUUUUUUCCUUGUUGUCCGAGCAAACAGUUUAUGGAGACGUUGAAGGGCAGCUGUUAAACGUAUUGAAAGUGAACUGUUUAGCUGAAGUGUGAUGAGCUUUACACAGUAAUUAUGUUGCAUCUGUUUCAAACCAAAAUGUUGUAACUGGUUGCUUUUCUGUGGUGGAACGAUUUUUCUUUUUGUUCAUUUGUUUUUUCAUACUUGUCAAAGGUUAUUACAUGUACUGUAUACAAAAACAUCAAAAACACAAAAAUCUUUUCAAUGUAAACUUAUACUAAGUAUAGUUUUUUAACUUUUUAAAAUAGCUCCCGUUCGAUGUUUAAAAAAUGAUAUGUUGAAUCACAAAGUUAAGUAUUUAAAAUAUUUCUUAUUAUGUAUUAGUUUUGCAGAAUGUAAGUGGGGUUCAGAAUGUGUUUAGUGUAUUUGGUUUACGUGCUGCUGGUGUGUAAGUAUUCCAUCAAUAUACUGGAGAACUUUAUCUUUUUAAGAUGGUAAAUGGAUGUUGGGGAUGGUUUGUUGCUAAGAAAAAUGACACGUGAAAAAAGGCUGUUUUGCUGGAUGGCACAUUGAAACACUUUUUUUUAUCUACUUAUAUGUCCUUACCUUUCGUUUGUAGUUUUAGUUGGAAACAAUAAAAACUAAUGUUUAUGCUAAA